This is a messenger RNA of Debaryomyces hansenii CBS767, 336 nucleotides long. Its product is annotated as DEHA2C10032p. The record is from RefSeq and is a predicted model, not a curated record. The coding region runs from base 1 to 336 and encodes 111 amino acids. The transcript has a single exon. NCBI's taxonomy places the organism in Eukaryota, Fungi, Ascomycota, Pichiomycetes, Serinales, Debaryomycetaceae.
AUGACCAAACAAUAUACGGGAUGGGAGAAAAAUAUGUAUACAGGGUGUUGGGCCAGAAGUAGCGAGCGAACAAUAACGGAGAUGGGGCAUUUUUUUUGGAAGCAGUUGGCGUGGAUGGCGCGGGCGGAAACAUGUACCACUACGGGCUUUGAAAUUGGUGUCCGAUGGGCAUUAAUUUGGCACUUAUUGGCAUUUAUAUUUGGCAUUUUCCGGGGUAAUGAGGCAUCGCGGGCGGACGGAGGGCAGAGAAUUGGCAUUAAGACGCUAAACGGGCUAGGUAUAGGUUAUGAGUGGCCGGAGAAGGAAGGUUUGAGAGGGUUUUGGAUUUGGGGUUGA